Cuscuta epithymum is the source of this 585-nucleotide messenger RNA. The record is from the annotation of a GenBank genome assembly. Lineage: Eukaryota; Viridiplantae; Streptophyta; Magnoliopsida; Solanales; Convolvulaceae.
CAGGGAAAGAGGGCUGAAUCCAGAUGAUAGACCCGAUAUCCUAUGUAGGAUAUUCAAAAUUAAGCUCAACCAACUCAUCAAGGAUUUAAAACAAAAUAAGUUAUUUGGAGAAGUGAAAGCAGUCAUUUACACAGUGGAGUUUCAGAAGCGAGGCCUGCCACAUGCACAUAUAGUAUUGUGGGUUUAUGAAAAACAAAAAUAUGUCUUGGCCACAUAUAUCGAUAAGAUAAUUUCAGCCGAGAUCCCGGAUGAGAGACGUGACCCAGAGUAUUACACCAUGGUGAAGGAGCUGAUGAUACAUGGCCCAUGUGGAUUGUUGAACAAAAAAUCGCCAUGCAUGGUUGGGAACCGUUGCACAAAAUACUUUCCGAAGAAGUUUGUACAACAAACGACCAUCGAUAAAAGCGGUUUUCCAAUCUAUAGAAGAAGACAGAAUGGUAGAACUGUGGCAAAAGGUGACAUUCUUCUUGACAAUAGAUUCGUUAUUCCGCAUAACCGCAUGUUAUUACUUAAGUAUGGUGCCCACAUCAAUGUUGAAUGGUGUAAUCAGACACGUUCAAUAAAGUAUCUCUUCAAAUAUAUAAA